Messenger RNA from Trichomycterus rosablanca, 2977 nucleotides. It is a transcript of the gene rbm5, whose product is annotated as RNA binding motif protein 5. The record is from RefSeq and is a predicted model, not a curated record. The transcript is spliced from 26 exons. NCBI's taxonomy places the organism in Eukaryota, Metazoa, Chordata, Actinopteri, Siluriformes, Trichomycteridae. Gene Ontology annotation, molecular function: RNA binding. Gene Ontology annotation, cellular component: nucleus. The coding region runs from base 95 to 2704 and encodes 869 amino acids. Gene Ontology annotation, biological process: mRNA splicing, via spliceosome.
GCAGGAGUUGCCGUUUCAGGGUUACACGAGAAGCAGUUUAUUUUUCGACUUCACACUUGAGUUCAGUGCAGCACUUAGAUUGCGCCUGUACUGGAUGAAUCAGAUGGUUCGCAUGUUGGAAGCGGAAAACACAGAAGACUUCUCAAGUGGCUCAGAGAUGGGUGCGGAUAAACGGGUUAGCCGCACAGAGCGAAGUGGAAGGUAUGGGUCAGAGCAAUCUCGUGAUGACGAUCGCCGAGACAGAAGAGAUCGCGAUGACCGUGGAUAUGACUCUCACCCUCGCCGCGGCGAUGAGCGGCGUGUUAAUGACCGCCACGGCGAAGAUCAUCGUAGUAGUGAUCGUCGGAGUGAUCGCUAUGAUGGGGACAGAGGGGAGCGCUACUGGAGCAGAGACAGUCCUGAGCGAGGAGGAAAGCGGCGUAGCAGUGACGGGUCUGAUGAUGGUCACCACUCUGACGGUGAUUACUCAGAACAUGACUACAGGGGUGACCCAGCUGACGAAAAUGAUAGCAAGACCAUCAUGCUCCGUGGGUUGCCUGGCAACACCACAGAGGCAGAUAUCCAGGCAGCCAUAGAGAAGCUGGAGGGGCCACAGCCAAUGGAUGUGCGAUUGAUGAAAAAGAGAGCAGGUAUAAGCCGAGGUUUCGCCUUCGUGGAGUUUUAUCACUUGCAAGAUGCUACCCGAUGGAUGGAGACCAAUCAGAAGCUGCUGACCAUUCAGGGCAGGAGUAUUACAAUGCACUACAGCAACACCUGGCACAAGCUUGAAGACUGGCUUUGCAAUUCAUGCGGCCUGUAUAAUUUCCGGAGACGGCUGAAGUGCUUCAGAUGUGGUGCUGCCAAAGCAGAAAUGGAAACAGCUGUGGGCAGUGGAGCAACAGAAACCCAGCCCAGUGGCGACUACAUUGGAGACACUAUAAUUCUACGAAACAUCGCUCCACACUCUACUGUGGAGGGCAUCAUGACUGUCUUAGCACCAUACGCCAACUUGUCUCCCGCCAACAUCCGUCUUAUUAAAGAAAAGCAGACUGGCCAGAAUAGAGGCUUUGCUUUUGUCCAGCUUUCAUCACCUCUGGAGGCAUCUCAGCUCCUGACCAUUCUUCAAGGCCUGCAGCCUCGACUUAAACUGGAUGGAAAGACCAUUGGGGUCGACUAUGCCAAGAGUGCUCGGAAGGACCUGCUGCUUCCAGAUGGAAGCCGCAUCAGUGCUUUUUCAGUCGCCAGCGCUGCCAUCGCUGCUGCCCAGUGGUCCUCUAAUCAGCCACAGCAAAGUGCAGAACCAGCCUCAGAGUACAGCUACCUGCAGGAGGGAUAUGUGCCUUAUGCGCAGGCCCAGUACCAGCAGGCUGUAGUAAAUGAUCCCUCUCAGGCUAAUGGCAUCCUAGGAGCUGCCCCGGGAAUGAAGGUAGUCCCAGCUGCCGGGCCAAUGGUUAUCUCUCAAGCUGCUCAGGUUUACCAGCCUCAUAUCAUCAGCCAGCCAGCUACACAGACUUUGCAGGCAGUGAACCCAGCAACUAUCACGUCAGAUGCCACCAUUGCUGCACCAGCAUCCUCUGCAGUCACCACAGCAUCCACCACUUCAGAAACUACUGCAGCCACCUCUACGUCAUCUACUGAGGCUACUGAACUGCCUGCCCCUGAUCCUUCUACCUACCAGUUUGAUGAGUCAUCUGGCUAUUACUAUGACCCUAAAUCUGGUCUUUAUUACGACCCGAACACACAUUAUUAUUAUAACUCCUUCACGCAGCAGUAUCUGUACUGGGACAGUAAAAAGCACGCUUAUGUGCCUGCAGAUAGCACGGCACAGACCGCCAUUGCUUCUACCUCAGCCUCUGGUAAAGAAAGCAAGGAAAAGAAGGAAAAGCCCAAGUCCAAAACCGCACAACAGAUCGCAAAGGAUAUGGAGCGCUGGGCAAAGAGUUUAAAUAAGCAGAAGGAUUUUAAGAGCAGCUUCCAGUCCAUCAGCCAGGAGGAGAGGAAAGAGGCAGCAGCUGCAGAUGCUGGAUUCUUAUUGUUUGAGAAGAAGCAGGUAAGCGGUUUGGAGAGGCUUGUUUUUGAAGCAGCAAAGACUGCAGAAGAGGAAUUGUCAUCCCCUAAGGUUGGACUUGUGGAAGCCUACACUGGUGACAGUGAGCCUGAGGAAGCUCUGGAAGGCGAGGACAAAGAUGACAAACUGACAGACUGGAAGAAAAUGGCAUGCCUGCUAUGCAGGAGACAGUUCCCCAAUAAAGAAGGCCUGAUUCGACAUCAGCAGCUCUCAGACCUGCACAAACAAAAUGUUGAGAUUCACAGAAGAUCCAGGUUGAGUGAGGCAGAGCUGGAGGAACUGGAGAUGAAAGAAACUGAGAUGAAGUACAGGGACAGGGCAGCUGAGAGAAGGGAAAAGUAUGGCAUCCCUGAGCCCCCUGCACCUAAGAAGAGGAAAUACAUUGCACCUGCACCAGUAGUAAAUUAUGAACAGCCCACCAAGGAUGGAUUGACAAGUGACAACAUUGGAAAUAAGAUGCUGCAGGCUAUGGGCUGGAAGGAGGGCAAAGGCCUUGGCAGAAAUCAGCAAGGCAUUACUUCACCUAUUGAAGCCCAGAUGAGAGCAAAAGGGGCAGGUCUGGGUACCAAAGGCAGUAAUUACACACUCUCAUCUUCAGACACCUACAAGGACGCAGUGCGCAAGGCCAUGUUUGCACGAUUUACUGAAAUUGAAUGAGCUGCUGGGUUGUUUUGUUGUAGCAAUGAAGUAAAACUGUUUAUUCGGUUAUCUCCAUCUCUAAAGAAUGGUCUUUGUAUCAAAAGCUGUUUAGAUGGAGGUUUGGUUGUCUUGCCAGCCAUGAUUGUGUAAAUAUGUACAGUGUUCUUUAGGAGCUGAUUUUGUUUCUUAUCGAGUGAUUUCUUUGUCCUUAAACAUGGUUAAAAUAUUGUAAAGUUUUGUACAGUAUGUUCUUGGAUCUGUACAUAAGAGAAUAAAUGAGAUAUUGGUCAA